Messenger RNA from Onthophagus taurus, 383 nucleotides. The record is from RefSeq and is a predicted model, not a curated record. NCBI's taxonomy places the organism in Eukaryota, Metazoa, Arthropoda, Insecta, Coleoptera, Scarabaeidae.
AGAAAAAAGUCGUUUGAAAAUGAACUUUUUAAGAAUAGCUUUAGUUCUCUUAAUGGUUUUCUCAGCGGGUUUAUUGUGCUGCGCUGGUAAACUACGAGAUCACCGCGAGUGGUCGGGAGAAUAUUUCUGCAGGACUCGGCCAUUUGCACCGAGAUGUAGGGGAGCUGCCGGAAGCAAACGAGACCUGCAGAAAUUGGAGCCGUUGUUGGAGGAACCGAGGCCGCGUGAUUAUCAAUUAAAUGACAAAUACUUAAAUGAAUAUGAACUUAACACUCAAAGGUUGGAUUCUCUCAUCCCAAAAGUCAAUACAAAAACCGUUGAAGAAUUAGACGAAUACAUCUAGAAAAAACAUCCACUCUAUUAGAAAAUUAAAAAAUUAUAAA